ACGUCAGACGUCAGUUGACAAUUAUACGGCGUCAUGGAAGGUUCUUUAUCGAGUUGAUUUCGUAAUAUUGUAGUGUUAGUUUAUAUUUUUAACUACGCGCGUAUUCCAAUUUAUUACCGACAAUGAAACACAAGUAGAAUAAAUAACGUCACUUUAAUACCUGUGAUAAAUCUAUCCUUACGGCAUUCGACUACUUUCACUCAUUCGAAAUAAGUGUUCUACAAACACGAGGUGAAUAUAAAUAGAGAAAUUCGGAAAUUCCAUGAUUAAAAUGGAGAAAAAAGAAGAAAAGGUUGAUUUUGAUGUCAAGAUUACUUCUGCUGUUGAAGAAAAAUCUGGAGAGUUGACACGAAAAGAAGCCUUCUGGGUAUUUGGCUACGGGUCUCUUUGCUGGAACCCUGGCUUCGAAUUUCAGCAGUCAGUCACUGGAUACGUCAAAGGAUUUUCUAGAAGAUUCUGGCAAGGGAACACUACUCACAGAGGCACUGAUUCUAAGCCUGGGCGUGUCGCAACUCUAAUAGAAGAUAAAGAGGGCAUAACUUGGGGGAAGGCCUUCUUAAUCGCAGCAGAAGACAAAGCCGCUCUGCCUUACCUUUCAACGCGAGAAUGCCAAUUAGGAGGAUACCGAAUAUACACAGUGAACUUCCAUCCCAAACCCGUAUUCCUGCCUUCAACUAGUCAUAGUUCCAUAGACAUAAACCAUAACUCCAUAGACAGCAAAAAAGAUGCGCUUCUUUAUAUAGCUGUCCCAGAAAAUAGACAUUGGCUCGGGGCAGCACCGUUACCAGAUAUAGCGAAACAGAUUUUGGAAUGCCGUGGUUCUGCCGGAUCAAAUGUCGAAUAUCUCUUGAAGUUAGCCGAUUUCAUGAGGGAAGAAAUCCCUGAAGCAUUGGAUGAGCAUUUAUUCUCCUUAGAAAGACUGGUCAAGAUAUUCGCUGCAGACAUGAAGAUAUGCUUGAAAACUCUGAUGGGCGAUGUGGAGAAAGCUGAGGAAAGCAAACCUGAAGCCAAAGCAGUUGUUCCGUCCUUCCAAUUCGCUUCUCGGAUUCCUGAUAAGAAAUUGCGUUGCGUCAAUAUGUGAAUUCCAAUAGUCGCUUAUUAAAUGCACUUAGGGAUAUGAAAAUGACUUGGAACUUUUGACUGAGAGUUGCCUUUAUUUACUGUUACCAUUAGGGAAUGAGAUGAACUUACCCUCGACAUUUCCGAAUGCGUCAAACCCUUGAUGACUUGAGGACUGUAUUAUUGGCUUUAGCUUUGUCCAGAAUGACACUGAAUGAAAACUUUAUGACGUAUAAAAUAUGAAAGAGGUGAGGACUUCAGGAUUAAUACUAUGUUAUUGAUAGGCUUGUAAAGUUGUGUGUGGACAUUUUGGGACCCGUCUUUGCUGGCGAAGACGUUGGCGUCCUUUUAACGAAAUAGAUCCACACACUUAUAUUAUUUGUAGCAGUAAAAUUGCAUUUGCUCGAAUAUUAAGUUUUUAUAACAAAUCCGAACGAAGCAACCAUUAAAUGACUCUUGUAGGUACUAAAUACGGGUAGUUCUUAAUAACAAAAACAAAUUUUUGGAUUUAAGUUAUAAGUUUCGAUAAAUAAUUUUCACGCCUAACGGAAUAUUCCAAAUGUGAUGAGCGUAUAUUUUUUUAGUUAAGUAUAAAUAUUACAAUGAUGAAUUCGAAAAUCAUUAAAUUGUAUUGUGAUUAUAAUAUGACUUGAGGUAUUAGGACGUUAUUAUAUUGACGAUAUACUGAAUAUUAUAUUAUUAUAUUAUACAAGUACCUAAGCGUAUACAAAUCAAUUGUUCAUUCAAUGGAUUUCAAAAUAGUCUCGCAUGUUUUGAUUAUGUAUGGACACGGUUUGAUAACAUACCAUGCCGUUGAAUACAACUUCCUAUUUUAUUUAUUUUUUCUAUAGGUAUACAUACCAUUUAACUUUUCCUUAUACAAUAACCUAAGAUAAUAUUAAAGAAUGUAUGUGGUCAAUAAUUGGCUAGUUUUUAUUGGAAGUCUGUAGAUGCAAUGCAAUGUAAUGAAAAAACUGACUAGUGCGAGUUGAAAUCGUUCUAUCGACAGAAAAAUAGGCUCUUCGACUAUAAUAGGGAAUAAAAUUUUGGAAUAUAAUAGGGCAUUAAAAUGAUUGUGCUAUUUUGUAGUUUACGGGUCUAGAAUAGAAUUAAAGAAAACAAUUAAAAAAAAAGAUUCUGACAAAUUGAGAACCUCUACCUUUUUUGUUUGAAGUCGGUUAAUAUUUUGAUUUAUGAACAUAAAAAUAGAGUAAUUUCUGCGAGAAAAUAUUUUUAUGUUAAAAAAUUGAAAAAUAACUGUCGUUUAUCGUUUGUGACGUCAUUAAUCGUCUUCCGUACAGCGCCACGUGACGUUAAUAAUAAUAAAUUAAGUGUGUUAAAAAUUUCGAUUCCGUACCUCAAUAGGAAAAACGGAACCCUUAUAGGAUCACUUUGUUGUCUGUCUGUCUGUCGGUCCGUCCGUCCGCCCGUCCGUCUGUCCGGACUCGCACCUGGCCGGUUUUUUUUUAAAAUAUUCUCUUUUAUUCUAGCCCCAUAAACUACUCUCUAUACAAACUAUCAUCUGAUUUUAUUACUACUGAGUUUAUUAAUUUAUGUCCUGAAUGGACCAUUUUUCCGCUCCAAAUGUGAAAAGUGAUUGACACUCCAAAUGUGUGAUUUAGCAUCAGUCACUUUUCUGUAUCAGUUGAGAAACGAAGAUAAUAGAUAAGUAAUUAUUAUUACUAUCAAAAUCAUAUUUUUAUAAAGACUUGCGUAAUUACAGAAAACUUAAUGACAUAUUGAUUUAAUAUGCUAUUAUCUGAUUUCUGAUUAAUUAAACCAGAAUUAUAAUCAUUGGUGAAAAUCUUAAAUGAGGUAAAAUUA
This is a messenger RNA of Maniola jurtina (meadow brown), 2883 nucleotides long. Its product is annotated as putative glutathione-specific gamma-glutamylcyclotransferase 2. Gene Ontology annotation, molecular function: gamma-glutamylcyclotransferase activity; glutathione specific gamma-glutamylcyclotransferase activity. Gene Ontology annotation, cellular component: cytoplasm. The record is from RefSeq and is a predicted model, not a curated record. The coding region runs from base 263 to 1081 and encodes 272 amino acids. The transcript has 3 exons. NCBI's taxonomy places the organism in Eukaryota, Metazoa, Arthropoda, Insecta, Lepidoptera, Nymphalidae. Gene Ontology annotation, biological process: glutathione catabolic process.